AUGACUUUGCAGCGACUUGUUACGGUGCUGUUGCUAAAUGCAUCAUAUAGUUGCCUAGUGAAGGCCUACGAAGGCUACGGCACAGUCUACUCGCUUAGCUCGCCUUUCGAUGGCAACUGCAACUUUAUGAGCUGGCCUAAAGAUGCCGUCACCAAAUACGCCGCUCUAAACGCUGAACAAUGGGAUGAAACAAUGAACUGCGGCCGAUGUGCCAAAGUCUCGUGCACCGAUGCGUCGUGCACCGGCCAGUCGGAGAUCGUGUACAUCAUGGACCAAUGUCCGGGCUGCGCAUACGGUGACUUGGAUCUGUCUUCAGACGUAUUCGAGGGCAUCACAGGCCAGUCAUAUACGAAGCUGAGUAUCGAGUGGAUGUUUGUGGACUGUCCGAUCACAAACAACGUACAAUUCUGUUUGAAGACCGGCAGCAGCGAGUCUUGGGUGGCGGUGCAGCCGGCCAAUUUCGUAUCGGGUCGUGGACUUAACCUCCGUAAAAAUUUCGGUGAGAGGCGUGAACGGCGAGGUACUGAAGGAGACGUUGUCAUUGACCGCCGAUAA
This is a messenger RNA of Peronospora belbahrii, 555 nucleotides long. The record is from the annotation of a GenBank genome assembly. Lineage: Eukaryota; Oomycota; Peronosporomycetes; Peronosporales; Peronosporaceae.